Molecule: messenger RNA, 206 nt
Organism: Racocetra persica
Lineage: Eukaryota; Fungi; Glomeromycota; Glomeromycetes; Diversisporales; Gigasporaceae
Source: the annotation of a GenBank genome assembly
GUAUAUUAGCAGAAGAAAAUAAAACAGACCUUGUUCAAAGAAUAAAAAAAUUUUCACAGUAUGAUGGUUGUAGAGAAAAUGAUGAUAUAUUAGAAAAUCUAGAAACUACAAAACAAAAUAUAGUUAACAUAGACUCUAUAGUCUUCAGCUAUUAUUUAGAAGUCUCAGAUAUAUUUGAUAAGAACUUACAGACCUUGAGAGAGUUG